Molecule: messenger RNA, 836 nt
Organism: Nymphaea colorata (pocket water lily)
Lineage: Eukaryota; Viridiplantae; Streptophyta; Magnoliopsida; Nymphaeales; Nymphaeaceae
Product: peptidyl-prolyl cis-trans isomerase-like
Exons: 1
Coding region: 73-591 (172 amino acids)
Biological process (GO): protein peptidyl-prolyl isomerization; protein folding
Cellular component (GO): plasma membrane; cytosol
Molecular function (GO): peptidyl-prolyl cis-trans isomerase activity
Source: RefSeq, a predicted model, not a curated record
GGGUUCCGUCGAGGCCGUAUCCCCGGGAUUCCAGAGUCGCCGGAAGUAGAAGCCGUCCGUUCCGCCGGAAGCAUGGCACCGAACCCCCGCGUUUUCUUCGACAUGAGUGUCGGCGGAGCUCCCGCUGGUCGGAUUGUCAUGGAACUCUUUGCCGACGUAACCCCUCGCACGGCCGAGAACUUCCGCGCCCUCUGCACCGGCGAGAAGGGAGUCGGCCGCUCCGGCAAGCCCUUGCACUUCAAGGGCUCCAUCUUCCACCGUGUUAUCCCUAACUUUAUGUGCCAGGGCGGCGAUUUCACCGCUGGAAACGGCACCGGCGGCGAGUCGAUCUACGGCUCGAAAUUCGCUGAUGAGAAUUUCAUUAAGAAGCACGUGGGUCCCGGCGUGCUGUCCAUGGCGAACGCCGGCCCUGGCACCAACGGGUCGCAGUUCUUCAUCUGCACCGCCAAGACCGAGUGGCUCGACGGCAAGCACGUCGUCUUCGGCCAGGUCGUGCAGGGGAUGGACGUCGUCCGCGCCGUCGAGAAGGUUGGGUCUUCCUCCGGCCGAACUUCCAGGGCCGUCGUUAUUGCCGAUUGCGGCCAGCUCUGAGGCCGACGCCUGACGCCUGCUAUCUCCAAUGUUAGACCCGAUCGAUCCUAUCUUUCCUUCUUCCUUUUCCUCAUUCUCAUGUGUGCCUUCUUUCUUCUUCCUGGUCGUUUCUUUUCCUACCUUUACUAGGUCUAUGGUUUCACUUUCCAAUGUCAGUUGGUCUUUAUGAGGUCGAUUGCAGUGACAAUGGCUGUGGAUUUAUGUAGCUUUCUAAAUCAAAUGAUAUGGAUUUUAUGAUAGUUGAA